Messenger RNA from Saccostrea cuccullata (small rock oyster), 7834 nucleotides. RefSeq lists its product as uncharacterized. Bases 69 to 7628 code for a protein of 2519 amino acids. NCBI's taxonomy places the organism in Eukaryota, Metazoa, Mollusca, Bivalvia, Ostreida, Ostreidae. The record is from RefSeq and is a predicted model, not a curated record. Gene Ontology annotation, biological process: cell-matrix adhesion. Gene Ontology annotation, molecular function: protein binding; calcium ion binding. The transcript has 44 exons.
UUUACUCGUUGACAAUACAUCUACAAAAAGUAUGGAAUGAGCUCGACACUCAACCCAUAAACAACAAAAUGUCUUUUACAAUUCCUAUCACCUUACUCUGCUUUCUCAGCUUAGGAGUACAUAAAAUCUGUACUCAGAAUAUAACAACGUCACUGAGGAACAGAACUACAGCGAAAACGAGCACUAGUACUACAGCUAUGGUUACAGCGAACGCCAUAAGAUGUCCUUUUAUUCUAAUCACACCGAAAUUCAUAUCGAUCGAUUUCGGGCAAAAUGCAACAUUUGAUGUAAACGAAGAGGCUAAAGUACAAGCUGCUAUUGAAGCAAGGUGGCAAAAAAGACAAAAUUAUAUCAUCAAAAAUGUCAACAUCUCUGAUAUAAAAUACAAAGAAACUCAACUUUUACACACACCUACCCUUGUCGUCAAUAACGCUAGCUUUGAGGAGGGAGGGUACUAUCGGCUUCAAGUUAGAAUCAUCGAGGGAUGGUGCACAAGCGAUUGGGUUCGACUGAUUAUAAGAGGAAUUCUUAAAUACCAUGACCAGUGUAAUCGAACAGAAGAAUGUGACCAGAGACGAUAUAAUUUAAUGUGUUCUUCGGUGUACAAUGAAUGCCUUUGCAACAGUGGUUACUAUCAACGUAAUCAGACAUGUUUUUCGAGAUAUUAUUUAAGAGCACAGGUCAACGACUACAACUUAACAACACAUGCUAUAGAAGUAACUUGGAGAAAUCCUUCCAGAGAUUUGGACUUGAUACAAUCUUACAGCGUUGAGCUGAAGAGUGCUGAGAAAUCUACAAUAAUCAAAAAUACAUCUGUCGGAAGCCAGACUGAGUUCAAACUGCGCUCAGAUUUUGUCCCCGGUGCUGUCUACGUGUUUACCAUAAUAUCCACCGUGUUACUCAGUGAUCCAACAGAAACUAUCUAUGUUCGCUCCCAAAACAGAUAUAUCGUGGAGCCACUUCCUCCUGGCCCUAUCAAUAGAAAAGUCAGUAGCUUCCACCCAGAGAAAUUAAACCUCACUUGGUCUGUUCCAAAAAACAAUACCCGUGUUUAUAAAUAUAUAAUCAGAAUUGAUAAUAAAUAUGAAUAUGCAUACUCCAAUUCAAUCGUCUGGACAAACAGACUAGAUUCCGGUAGAAAUUACACAGUCAGUCUUGUCACGGUCAGUCGAGAUGAUUACUACUCGUAUGAAAGGAAAGAGAGCGUUCCCUACCUGGAACAGAUACAGACUUUACGUACACCUUCAUUAAACAUUUCUUCGGAUGAGAACCCGAUCGUACCAUUCCUUUCUACACUGAAUAUAGCAGCUGUAGUUUUAAAUAAUCCGGACUUCCCACCUGUUACCGAAAUCAAGUGGCAAAAGAUCAAGAAUGGGAUUACCGAGGAUAUAGACACGACAGAAGAAAGAUACAGAGGCAGCUCGCUUGAUUUCGUCAACCCUGUUCUGGUUAUCAACAGAGUGGACUUCGAUCUUGACCAUGGCUUUUUCUACAAAUGUCUUGCACUUAACUCAGACGGAUGGGGAUCAAGCCUGAAUUUCGUUAACGUAACUGUGACUGGAAGCCUAAAGUUUUUGGAGCCUUGCAACAAAUCUAGGGAAUGCUUACCAGACAUUGGGUUAGAGUGUCGCACUGAGCAAUGUCUCUGUCAUUCUUCUUUUUAUCAUAAAAAUUCAACUUGUUAUAAUAGAACGCGUUUGAUGCCCGAUUCCAUUCAAACAAAACCUUCAACGUGUAGUAUUUCUAUUGAAUGGAACCCACCCACUCAGGACAAGAAGAUGAUAUCAGGCUAUGAGAUAGUCCGAGAGGAAAAUAGUUUUGGCUAUUGGAUGUUACCGGUAAACGUUGCCAUUGGAAAUCAGACAAAAUACAAAUCGCCAUGUAUUCUUCAACCUGGGCGCCUUUAUAGAAUCAGUAUCAGGACUGAAGUUAACUUGAGCGACCCAGAUCAGACUAUCUUUAUAGAUACCCCCUGGACUGAAAUGAUCCUAGAGCCAAUGUCACCUGGACCUCUAUCUUCUUCCUGCAAUUUUUCCGCAGACAAUUUAGUUUUGAGGUGGAAUCAUUCAGAGAACAAUAGCUUUGUUAACCGGUAUAAAGUUAUCAUAGAUGGCGACGAACAAAUGACAGAGGGGAACGAGACUGAGAUUUUUUGGGAGAGACUGCUAAAGUCACAUACCUAUUAUAACGUUACCAUAAUAGCCAUUAGUUAUGGGUACACAACAAAUUAUCCUUCUUAUGGGAAGAGGGAGAGUAUUCCGUCUGUAUAUACGAUAAAGACACUAGAAAGCCAGUAUGAUGUAAAUGUAUCCAUGCCGUAUGGAGAUGACGACUUAGUUCUCACUGGAGAUGAUAAUACAAGUCAUAAAAUACCAGUAGUUCCUCUGACUACAGCAUAUGUUGGGGACGGAAGUGAGGGAGGAUUCGAUAAUGUCAUAAUAGGAACCAAUGGUAUUAUUGGACUGAACCCAAAGGGAGAUAGCUUUAACAAUGCAGGAAAUUUUGACAAAAAUUAUCUUAAAAGGAAAGAUACACAGAUUAUCUGUCCCUUUUGUACGGAUUUGACCUCAAACACUUCAGGAAAAGUAUACUUUCAAUCAUAUGAAAGAAAAAAGGACGAAUUCUUACAAAAUGCAAAUAAAAUUGUAAAGAAAUAUUUCAAGGACUUUAAGAAUUUUGAAGCAACCUGGCUCGUAAAAGUGACAUGGGAAAAUAUGUCACUUUAUGGACACGACUCAAAGAAUGUAACUUUCCAGUGUCUCUUGAUCUCAGAUGGCGACAACACAUUUACAGUAAUGAACUAUUUGGAUGUGAAUUUGACGCGUAUUAAAGACCGAAAAAUUGUUAUAGGAUACCGAUAUAAGAGCAUUCUAAAAACAAAUCCUUAUUCCAUGAAGGACGGAGCUUUUUCAAUGAGCAGAAAUCCUGGAAAUCAAGGAGAGCCUGGUGUGUGGGUAUACAAGUUGACAAAAGGUGUACAGGAAUUAAGAGAUAAAAGCGCAUGCACAAAUUGGCAUAGAGAAAAUAUGAAUUUUGGACAGAUGAGUAUGCCAUUCAUUGAAUGUCCUUGUGACAAAAAACUCCUCAAGUUUGAUCCGCGAUUCGCAAUUAACAGAUUUGAUAAAGAAUACAGACUAUUAUGUUAUGCUUCCGUGAUAGAAGGAUCCAACAUUGAAUGUUGCUAUAAUAUGUACGCCAACACAAAGCAGUUAGGACCAUUACAAAGAGCAAGGCCAAAAGCUGGAACCUUACUGCAGCACAAUCCAUUUUUUCAUCGUAGUGAAUACAAAACGUCUGAUGAAAAACCAAAACAACAGUGUUGUAGUUCACGGCACUGUGACUGGUACUACGAAGACCGUCCUAUUCCAAAAUGCUAUGUGAGGUCUCCUUUCCAUUCGGGAAUCAACUAUGGGGAUCCCCAUAUAACUACACUUGAUGGUAGAGACUACACAUUUAAUGGAUAUGGGGAAUACGUCAUGAUGAGAAUAAAUACCAGCACUACAUACUUUGAACUUCAAGCUCGGACAAGUCUUGUUACCACAGAAAGCGGAAAGAUUAUCAAUGCUUCCAUAUUUAGUGCCUUUGUGGUAAAAGACCAAACAGGUUCCAAAAUACAGAUCCAAAUGUCCAGAGACAAGAAAAUGAUGGUCAUAUUGGUGAAUGGAAAAGAUUUAACCAAUAAAUUUAAAAAUACCAGCUAUUCAGUCAUGACAUCAGAUAUAUUUUUGCAGUGGGAGAAAGACAAAAUUUCUGCUUCAUUUUUGAAGUCAACAAUAACUGUAAAAGUAAGUCUAGGCAAAGGAUUUUUGAUCUGUGAAACACUUGUCAGCAGGAAUCAUAAAGGAAUGACACUUGGUUUAAUGGGAAAUUUUGAUGGAAUUAAGGACAAUGAUUUCAUUCUUCCAAAUGGAACACAGUUAUCUGAGAAUUCUACUAACACAGAAAGAGGAAUAUUUUACAACUUUGGACAACAGUGGUUGGUUAACGAAAGCUCGCUAUUCCUAUAUGAUGAUGACAUGACCUUUAGAAAUUUUUCACAUCUCGAUUUUGUUCCAAUAUUUACUGAUGAAAUGGAUGCAGAUCGUCUAACUGAGGCGAAGACAAAAUGUGGUCCAAAUCCUUCUACAGCCUGUAUUUCAGACUAUCUUGCAACAGGGGACCUAAACCUCGCAUUGUCAUCUGGAAAAGAAGAAGAAAGCUCCAAAGCAGACAUCGCUAUCAUACAAAAUGAAACGCCACAAAUAUCUGGCAAUGCCACAAUAAAUGUUGAAAUCAAUAAGGAGGUUGAUUUGAUGUUCAACGUCUCUGAUGAUGGAAGUCAAAGACCAGUGUUCAAGAUUUUGAAUCAACCUGGGAAUUUCUUUUUUGAUAAUCAAACUGGAAAAGCUAGAUGGACUCCAACCACUGAUGACAUAAUAGGCAUCAGUAUCAUCGCAGAAGAUGACAUUGGUGCUCAAUCACCUGUAUUGGAUGUUUCAAUCAAUGUGUGUCCUGGAUGUGGAGAUCAUGGAGAAUGUAAUUAUGAUUCAACUACUCCAACAGAAAACGAUCAGAUUAACCAAGUCGCCUGUACUUGUCAAACUGGGUAUUCCGGUGAAAUGUGCGAAAAAGAAACAGAUGCAUGUCUACAAAGUCCUUGCUCCCUUGGUAGGGACUGUAUUGACCUUUCCCCCGAAGAAGAAGUCAAGUUCGGCCGUGGAUACAAUUGCUCAGAAUGUCCCAGUGGUUUUAAGGGAAUUGACAACAAAUGUGCAGAUAUUGAUGAAUGUGGUUCUGUGUCGACCAAUCCAUGUAACUUUGCUACGGAGACUUGUGAAAACACAGAGGGAAGUUAUAUGUGUAAUUGCAUCAGUGGUUUUAGAAAAGUUAAUGGCAUUUGUCGAGAGUGUUUAGAGCAAUAUUUUCAGUCUGGGGAGGAUGUGAACAAAUUUGUCAUGAAAAUUAACAUUUAUCUUUUUUUAUUGUUUCAAUGUAGUUGUCAUCUAGGUUUUCUUCUAGAUACGGACAUGACUUCCUGCACAAAAAGCGCUUCUGAUCCCUGUGGACACUUUGACAAAAAGUGUGGAUAUUCCUGUGGUAAUAUUAACGGAACCUUGAAGUGUUUUUGCCCAUUAGGGUAUGAACUAGCUACAAACAACGUAAAUUGUAAAGAUAUCAAUGAAUGCGGACUAACGACUACUAAGUGCGAACAAGGCUGUAUCAAUAGUAAAGGCUCAUUCAACUGCACGUGUCGACCUGGGUACUACUUGAACGAGGACAAAACAUCAUGUUCAGAAUGUGUUAUGCCUAUGUAUGGAGAAAACUGCAGUCAGGUAUGUGAUUGUGGUCCAGGUAUGGAUAGUUGUGACCCUGUCAGUGGGUGUGUAUGUCUGGAUGGAUGGACAGGUGUGAAAUGUGACAAAGACAUUGACGAGUGUUCAGUAGACCCAUUCAUUUGUGGUUCUGACCGAGAGUGCCAGAAUCUUGAAGGUUCAUACGCAUGCGCCUGUGGGAAAGGUUUCAAAAAGAACAAUGACGAAUGUGAAGAUAUUGACGAAUGUGCCGAUAUGAGCCUCAAUGAUUGUCCUGAAUCAACAACAUUUUGCCGAAAUACGCAUGGUAGUUAUUUGUGUGAGUGUCAGAAAGGAUUCCAGAAAAAGAACGACAGAUGUGAAGAUAUUAAUGAAUGUGACACGGGAUUUCACGGCUGUUCCCAAAUGUGUAUCAAUGUAGAUGGUGGUUACAACUGCGCCUGUUACUUUGGAUUUACUCUUCGAAAUGACCGAAAGACGUGCGAAAAAGUAAAGGACUCAUGUUCCCUAUAUCCUGGUCUCAGCUGUAGUUAUGCUUGUAAGCAGUCUGGACACAAUCCUGACAGUGGCGUAUGUUUCUGUGAACACGGAUACGAGCUCGACAAUGACCGAAACACAUGUAUUGAUACCGAUGAAUGCAAAACAAACUCGAUGUGUGAACAGAACUGUACAAACACGGUAGGGUCCUUUACAUGUGAUUGUGCAAUUGGUUACGAGCUACAAAAUGAUGGCAGAUCUUGCAAAGCUUGUAAUGGGUAUUUCUACGGAGUGAACUGUGCAACACCAUGUAAAUGUGGACGAGGUUCCAACACAUGCCAUCGUGUAACUGGCUGUGUCUGCAAACCAGGAUGGAAGGGGGAUACUUGUGAUAUCGAUGUAGACGAAUGUAAGGAUAAUCCUUGUAUGGAAGAACAUCAGACAUGUGUUAACACCCCAGGUUCAUUUCGAUGCGAUUGUGGAAAAGGAUUUAUUAUAUCGAACGGGCAUUGUCAAGACAUUGACGAAUGUCAGAGUCCAACAGCUUGUCAACAGAAAUGUAUAAAUACAGAAGGAAGUUACAGAUGUGACUGCGAAGCUGGUUAUGAGUUAACCAAUACAGGCGAUUGCAGGGACAUUGAUGAAUGUAGACAUGCCAAGUGCCACGACUGUUCUAAUUGGCCUGGAGGUUUUCAAUGUUCAUGUAGAGAAGGAUAUGAGCUCAACUCAACUACCCUUUCUGAAUGCAAUAAUAUUAAUGAAUGCAUUGAUGGAAGCAACCAUUGUUCUUCUCACGCGAUCUGCACGGACACUGUUGGUAGUUAUAAAUGUAGUUGCCGCAAAGGUUUUAAAGGCAAUGGACAUUAUUGCACAGUUUGCCAAAAUUUUACUUUUGGGGAGCAGUGCUCUGAAAGAUGUUCAUGCAUGAAAGACCAAACCAAACAAUGUGAUUCUUUGACUGGAGUGUGUCGAUGCAAAGCAGGAUGGGAGGGAAGCGAUUGUUCUCAGGAUGUAGAUGAAUGUAAGGAUGGACUUAUCAAAUGUGACAAGGAGUUGCAGGUUUGUGUCAAUGAACCUGCCUCUGCUCAUUGUGAAUGUCAAUAUGGAGGAGUAAACCUUACUAAGUGUAUCCUACCAAGACCACCUUAUAGUACAAAUGAGACAGAAAUAAAAGUAAAACUGGAGGUUAAGUUUGAAACUAGCACGAACCGAAGUGAUUUUUUAACACGUACUGUGCAACUUAUAGAUGAAUUCGAGUCCUCGUUAGAAAAUUUCUACAAAAAAGAAAAUGUGAGUGGAUUUUUCCAAGUGAAAGUACUGUCCAUGCGGUUUGGAAGCUUGAUAAUUGACUAUGAAAUUAUUGGUGACAAAAAUGAUACAAACAGCUUAAAAGGCGACAUCGCCACUGCUAUGACAAGGUUACUCAAUGGGGAAAGAAAACUACUUGUUUUACACCAGGAACCAGGCGUAUUGCGCAUCGAAAUAAAAGAUGACAGUGGUUUGACUACAAAGGUAAUUUCUGCCUCCUCGAGUCCUUGUUUUGUUUUUGGAAGUUUUGGAGCUACAUGUCCAGCGGGAAAAAAAUGUGACGACUCUACCGGAGUGGCAAACUGUGUGAUUGUAUCAGAUAAAGAUAUGCGCACUCUUUUUAUUGUUCUUGGUGUGAGUUUACCACUUUGUAUCCUAAUGGUCGCUUUAAUAAUCGUAUGCAUUUACCAUCACAAAAAUUCCCAUCUUACAAGAGUAAUUGAUAUCAUGGAGACAAAUUUGAAAAUGAAAGAAUACAAAGAGGUGUCUUAUCCUCCCGGAGAAAAGAAGGGGAUCGAAAAGGAAUUCGUAAGACCUGCAUGGGUUUACUAACAUUGAGAUGACCUGAACUGAAACGGCAAAAUGAAAACAAAAAGCAAUAUAUAAACAAAACUUAACACGUUAUAAUCUAAAAACAUUUUUUUCUUAGCAGUAAAUCGAAAUGAUUUUGUAGUCGCUUAAAAUAUCAAGUCAAAUGUAAAAUUAUAUUGUUUAAAUUGUAGAGAAAUAAAUUAAUCGAAGAAUGCUUAAUGGUUGAU